Haliotis rufescens (red abalone) is the source of this 2315-nucleotide messenger RNA. Its product is annotated as uridylate-specific endoribonuclease B-like. The transcript has 7 exons. Lineage: Eukaryota; Metazoa; Mollusca; Gastropoda; Lepetellida; Haliotidae. The record is from RefSeq and is a predicted model, not a curated record. Gene Ontology annotation, molecular function: RNA endonuclease activity. Bases 14 to 1231 code for a protein of 405 amino acids.
CUGUCACUGGGGCAUGUUUGGUGUGCCCGUGUUGACACAACGGCCGUAUGUGUGCCCACUAGGUGGGAUGGAGCUGACGUGUGUGUACUGCCUCUGUCUCCUCGCUGCCACACUAGGACCAGUCGUUGCUGUUUCGUGUAGCGGCCGUUGUAACGCUGGGAAAGUCGGAGACUGCUUCUGCAACAACCGUUGCCGUCGACAUGGAGACUGUUGUCAUGACUACCAAGAUGCAUGUACUACCCAGAUUUCACAAAGGAUAGCCACACCUCCGACAUUGGGUUCGUGUUCUGGUCGAUGUACCGUUGGCAGAGUCGGAACCUGCUUCUGUAAUGACCAGUGUCAGCGAAAUGGAGACUGUUGUCAUGACUACGUGGAUGUCUGUUCAAGUGGAGUUGUACCUGUAGCAACGCCAAACAGCCGAUCACUUGUCACCAUGCGUUCUAACGCUACCCUGACGGAAGUGGUGGCCGGACUGUGGGCGUCCGACGUGAACCGCCUCCCCCUCUCCGAGUUCAGCCUCAACUUCCAGAAUCACACUACUACCCGUGACACCAGCGACAGAGCAGUGUAUCCUCUGUUCAACAAUAUCAGCCAUGAGUUCUUCAACAGAAACACAUACAGACUAUUCAUCAACCUCCUUGACAACUACGACCCCAACGUCCGUGUGCCCGAGACUCUGACGGCUAGCGAGAGACAUGAAACCGAAGCUUUCCUAGAUGGCGUCGUAGCUACGGACACAAUGUCCUUCCUCCGUCAUUAUCUAGCGCAGCAAGGAGUGAUUCAAGACACGACCAUCGAUUUAAGGAAUCUGCUGAAAACUCUUUGGUUUGACCUUUACCCUCGGACGUCACGUGGUGUGGUCAGCAGCAGCGGGUUUGAGCACGUGAUGGUUGGAGAACUAAGAGGGAGCAGAGUGACAGGCUUCCACAACUGGAUUCAGUUUUAUCUGGAGGAACAACAGGGGCGGUUGAGCUAUGAAGGAUAUGUGACCAAGUUGGAGCCGUAUAUUCUCGGGGCCCGGUUCACGUGGAAAGGAGGGCGGAAGCAAGUCGGCAGUAUGUUUGUGGGCGUGUCCCCGGAGUUCGACAUGGCUGUAUACACCUUGUGCAUUGCAAUACAUCCCGGGGGUCUCUGUCAGUUCGACUUCAGGGGACACCAUAUAACAAUCAAGACCUAUGACAAUGCAAAUGUUCAAGGAGUCCAAGUUGCAACAGCCUUCAUUAGAAUGUAACUGUUAUAUUUUUGCUUCUUGUUUUACGUCGAAGUCAGCUUAACUUUAGCUGAACGGCCGGACUAAAAAGUAUACGCUUGAAAACUGUAUUCAACGACAAAUAUACAAACGUUAUCAAAACAUUACGUGGCUAGCAACAGAGGCCGAAACACUACAAACCUAACGUCCAAAGCACAACUAUGAUACCAUCAACUAACCAUGUCUUGUGUUUCAUUUGGGUUGAACCAACCAGUUUCAUUCACAGAUUUCUAUCAUAUUAAAGGAGAAUUUUGUAUCGAGAGUAGAUGCUUUUUCAGAAACAAUUACAAAAGCAGAUUAUUUUUUUAAUUUAAAAUUAUGAGCCUGAAGUUUUUAAAAGAAAGCACCUUGCAACAAUGUCAUUUUCUUUGUUUCGACAGUUUGAAGCAUAAUAAUGUUUGUCCAGAACUGUCGGGGAGAAUUUUUUUUUUUCGAUAGAACCAUCUUGUACCACUACCUGGAUACCAUUCAGAUACACGAAUCGUUUGAAUGUCUUGUUGCUUAAACCUACAGCUGCUUGUCAGGUGAAUGUAUUGCCAUUAAAUGGGUAGCGUCUAUUCGGGUGCAUGUGUUGUUUGAAUGUCUAACCACUAGACCAGGUAAUGUGUGGCUUGAAUGUCUAACCACUCGAUCACCUAAUAUGUUGCUUGGAUGUCUAGCCACUAGACUAGAAAAUGUACUGCCCUAAUGUCUAGACACUUGACCGGGUGCAUGUAUUUUUUUAUUUCUAGCAAAUAGACCAGGUGCAUGUAUUGUUUGAAUGUCUCACCACUAGACCAGGUAAUGUAAUGUUUGUAAAUCUUGCCCCUAGACCCGAUAUUGUAUUGUUUAAAUUGCCAUUAGACCAGAUAAACGAACGAACGAACGAACGAACGAACAUGUUUCCUCCAGAAUAUAUAUCCGAAGAUUUACAAUAUCUCUGAUAUUUUUCAGAGCCAAUGCAUAGUGCUAGCAUUUACAUGAAUAUGUGCAUUAUUAACACAAGAGCUGUUGCUAUACAACACAUGUAAAGAAGGGUUAAUCUAACAUAUUUUUUCAAAUUUAAGAUAUACUGACGUAAUAUUAG